Molecule: messenger RNA, 1908 nt
Organism: Solanum tuberosum (potato)
Lineage: Eukaryota; Viridiplantae; Streptophyta; Magnoliopsida; Solanales; Solanaceae
Product: protein COFACTOR ASSEMBLY OF COMPLEX C SUBUNIT B CCB2, chloroplastic
Exons: 6
Coding region: 231-1145 (304 amino acids)
Biological process (GO): cytochrome b6f complex assembly
Source: RefSeq, a predicted model, not a curated record
UUCUCCAUAAUUGGAUGCGUCCUCACUCCGUGCAUUCUUUUUAUCCAGUAAAAAAAGAGAAGGAAAAAGAAAAAGGAAAACUCCCAAUUUCUUUUAAUUUUCUUUUGAGAGUUCAAUAGAACACGCUCGUUACUGGAGCGUGGUACAACAACAUUCCGGCGACUCAUAGCCGACGGCGAGGUUUUCACUGACAUUAUCCAUUUGACGGAGGGAGACGGAAGCUACAGAAAAUGAGCUAUACCUGUCUAUUGUUGAACUCAUUAACGCCGUCAGUGUUUCCCGUGAAAAGAUACGGCAAAUCCAUAUGGCCGUCAGAAUUCCGGUGCCGGAAAACCAGAAAGGCAUCAUCAUUGAUAGUCUAUAGUCGUCUCGAGAAUUCUACGGAAAGCAAUGCUCAACAGCAACAGCUUAACCUUUCCGUGCUUCGUUUCACUCUCGGAAUACCUGGAUUGGACGAAUCUUAUUUGCCGAGAUACAUCGGCUACGCAUUUGGUUUUCUUUUGGUAUUGAAUCACUUUCUCGGCUCAGACUCAUCCGCCAUCACCACAGCGCAGCUAAGAACGGAAGUUUUAGGUCUUCUUCUGGCUGUGUUCUCUGUUAUAGUUCCUUACCUUGGGAAGUUUCUUAAGGGUUCAGUUCUAGUAGAAGAAAGAAAUCUUCCUGAAGAUGCUGAGCAAGCCUUUGUCAUCACAGAGAACAUAUCAGAUAUUCUGAAGGAGGAUUUGGCAUGGGGAACCUAUGUUUUGUUGCGCAACACAAGCAGCAUAUCAGUGCUUUUCUCACUUCAAGAUACAAUUUGUGCUCGUGGCUACUGGAGAACACCAAAAGAUGUAUUGAAAGCUCACUUAUGUGACUGGUUUGAGAAACAGAUCCAGCAAAGUGGUCUUCAUGAUUUGAAGGAGACACUUUAUUUUCCACAGGUCUCAGACUCUGAAGUGUGGGAGAUGCUUCCAAAAGGAACCCGUUCUCUCCUCGUGCAACCUCUAAUACAAUCUGAAACCUCAGAUUCCAGCCAGAAGUGGAAGAAUAAUGGUUUUGUGCUUGUGGCUUCCAGCAAUAGUUACGCAUACAACAAUAAAGAUAGAUCGUGGGUUGGAGCUGUCGCAAAGAAGUUUGGAGGUAAGUGUGUCCAUGCAGAUCUAUAGAGCCUCUAAUAUUUCUUCAAAGUAUGCUAUAAACAAAUGCUGCUGAAAAUUACUUACAUACAUUAAAAAAAUUGUUCAAAAUUUGCUUAUUGAGCUAAUUUAAUGACAUCCAUAAAGCUUCAAAGCUGCGAUUAGGUGCAAACUUGGUUGCAGAUAUGCUACGGUGUGUACUAGUUGAGUUUCCGUUUUAUGUUGACAUCUCUUGGUUCAACUCGCUGCCCUAGGCAAAUAUUUAAGUUCACCUUUUUGCUGCUAGAUGUCUUAUUUCUUUACCAUAUACUUAAAUCAGGGAAGUGCUCAAUGUUUACUUUUGGAAAAAGCUUCACCCAUGGUGUAUCAUUGCAUGCUUGACACGCUAUUGUGAAAAAGAUAGUGAAGAAGAGUUAUAUUUUGGUAGAUGGUACUUAAUAAGCUUGCGAUGGAGAUUAUCCAUGACAUUUUAUUCUGAAUGUAUUUAAUAUUUCAGUUUUCUGCUGUUGAAAUCUAAUAGCUAGUCUUUUUGAUUUAAACUUUUAUGUGUUAGUUCACCCUUUCCUUCCUCGCCCACAAUGGAAAGAGAAUAAGUGAAAGCUUAGUUUCUGACCAUAGCAAGAUUAGCAGCUGGUAUCCAGAACUUAUGAUCUUACAAGUAUCAUUCAAGACGCCGUGGUAUUUGUAAAUUAAUUGAAGUCUUUCCCCUCCAGAAGGCUAUAGACACAAUUUUUUGUAUGUAGUAGAUCCUCUUUUGGUUCAACCCACCUGAAUAUAAGCUUAUUCAUUAUUU